Molecule: messenger RNA, 3877 nt
Organism: Trifolium pratense (red clover)
Lineage: Eukaryota; Viridiplantae; Streptophyta; Magnoliopsida; Fabales; Fabaceae
Product: flavonoid 3-O-glucosyltransferase-like
Exons: 3
Coding region: 2331-3734 (467 amino acids)
Molecular function (GO): UDP-glycosyltransferase activity
Source: RefSeq, a predicted model, not a curated record
UGACACACUUCUCCAAAAUGCAGUGCAGGAGCGAAUCCGUUUCAAAAAUCGCGUUUUCUAGGUUGAGGAGUAUGUGGCAUCCCAACUCAUCUUGUUGCUUGCUUUUCUUCAAAAUUGAUUUUUCUUUUUUAAAUCUUCCACAGUGUUAAGAAAGUCCAGCUGAGAGAUGGUGACUAAGUGUUUAUAUACUAGGCAAUUUUCACCUUACAAGCCGGUUUUGUAAGGAUGAGUUAUGCCCAAUACUUAUUUCUAAGAACUAGUAGUAGAAGAUUUAUAUAUUAUGUUUUCAGUAGUGUUAGGAACACUCUCUUUCCAGCAUUCUCUAGCUAAUACUCUCUCUAAUUAGAUGAAACUCUUUCGGAACAUCAAACUUGAAAACUUGUUGUUUGUUAAUAGAUGAUUUGAUUUGCAUCGAAGAGUUAUAGCUAUUAAUAUGUUUCGUAAGAGAAAAUUGAGUUACAUUACAAGCUCUGAGAGGGAAAGAGUACAUGAAAAAAAUGAUGCAUCGAAUUAAAUUUAUUGUAAGAUUUGUUAAAGGAAGUUAGUUACAAGGAAUUAGUGGAACUGGUAGAAAUAUAUUAAGAAUGUGAAUAAUUUUAAAAUCAUUAGACUUGCUGUAUGAUUUGUUAAAGAAAGUUACUAAACAAAACAAGUAGUCAGCCACCGAUCGUUAGUUGGUUUAGUGGUGAUUGACGCUGGACUUGGUAGGGAGGAUUACGGUUCGAUCCUCCGCAAAUACGAUCGGGAGGGAGUUGGAACCACUUGAUGUAAGAACUGACCCCCGGGCCAGAUACUGGUCGUGAAGGAAAAAAAAAAAAAGUAGUCAGCACAUUCUGUUACUGUUAGAACCUGAAUUAGUUAAUUAGAAAGCUUCUAAAUUAAGUUAGUCAGAUGAAUUGGCUUGUGUAUGAGUCAUUACAUCACUUUGUAUAACUGCAUCAUUCAAAGUUCAAAAUUAUGAACCAAUGGCCAAUUCUCUCUACAAUUCCUUUCUUCUGAUUUCAUGAUAAGAUUAUAAGGAUAAAUAAGAGAGUCUAUCCAUAAAAAAGAGUUGUAUAAGGAUAGUAUUGCCUUGUUUAUAUUCUAUUUACUACAUAUAUAACUUCUAAUUUGUUUUUAAUAUUUUUAUUGUUUUCUCCUUUAUGUAUAAUAAUAAUAAUAAAAAAAUUGUGGUAUAAGGAUUUUUUUUUAUAAGCAAAUUGUUAGUAUAUUACAAUGUUAUGUUAGUUUUUCUCGUUGCCAGGACUUGAACCCUGGACCACCAACUCCUUAACCCUUAGCUCAACUUGAGCUGCCCAUCCCACCCAAGUGUGGUAUAAGGAUAGUUAUGCGUUGUUUAUUCCUUUUUCUUUUUUUGAUUUUGAUAAUUCAUUGUUUAUACUCUAUUUACUACAUAUAUAAUUUACUACAUAUAUAACGUGUUUGUAUUCUCUUUUUUUUUUUUUUGUUUAUAACCCUCUGGUUCCUAGGGGAAAUGGGCCCUAGUAAUCCAGAGUUCGGCCGCGAGAUAAGUAAAGUCUGACCAAGAAAUUGUUACACCCAGGAAUCGAACCCGGGUUCUCCUGAAAUCCGUCCUUUUUGGUGAAGCUCAUUAACCACUUGAGCCCAAUGACUUGGUUAACGUGUUUGUAUUCUAUCCAUAAAAAAAAGUUGUAUUAGGAUAGUAUUGCCUUGUUUAUGUUCUAUUUACUAUAUAUAAUUUUAAAUUUUUUCUAUUGUUUUCUCCUUUAUAUUAAUAAAAUAGAGUUGUAUAAGGAUAGUUUUGCAUUGUUUAUAGAAAAAAUUAAAAUUAAAAACUUGAGAACGAGAUAAAUUUAAGGACAUGUUUACUAUAAAUUUUUGUGUGGUUAAUAUAGCUAGCUAUUUUUAGACUAUUUUCGUCAAAUGCACAAUUAUGCAUAUUCAGCAAAAAAAAACAGUUUUGUUCUUUCCAAAAAUACUAACAUGGAAAACAAACACACAAAUCUUUGCUGUCUCUGCAGAAAAAGAAAAAAAAAACAGAACACAUUUAGAGAUUAGUUACAUUUUUCUGUUAUUUUGUACAUUCCAAUAGGUUUAGAAGUUAGCGAGGAAGAAAAAGAUUAGUUACAUUUUUCUGUUAUUCAUGCUCUUUGCACCUGUAUAUUAAAAUUAUAGUUUGUUACCAUUUUUUCUCUGUUUUCUUUCUUUCUUAUAACCUCCUUAUUUGUAAUUUCACCACAUAUAAAUACGACCCAAGAAAUUAAGUGUGGCCAUAGCAUUAUUAAGUAGUGUUGUGCCACAAAAACAACAUAAAGAUCAAUCAUAUUUAAAUAGUUUGAUCUGAAUUGCAUUUGACAUAAUUAAGAAUAAUGUUUACACUUACACGUUUGAGAAACUGGUACUCGGGCGUGAAAGUCGCACCUGUUAUUAAUGGUGAGAAACAACAUGUAGCUGUUUUGGCAUUCCCAUUUGGAACACAUGCUGCUCCACUUCUUAGCCUUGUGAGAAGAAUUGCUGCAGAAGCUCCUAAUGUACAAUUUGCAUUCUUCAGCACAAGCCAAGCAAAUGCUAAAUUAUUUCCUGGUUCAAGUAAUCAUGAUGAGUUUCUUCCUAACAUAAAACAUUACAAUAUUCAAGAUGGAUUACCAGAAAAUCAUGUGCCUUCAGGAAACCCACUUGAACCAAUUAUUCUAUUCAUUAAUGCAAUGCAAAUAAACUACAAGAAUGUUAUGGAUGCAGUUGCGGCAGCAACAGGGAAAAACUUUACUUGUUUGGUUACCGAUGCUUUUUUUUGGUUUGGUGCGGAUCUAGCUGAAGAAAUGAAUGCCAAAUGGGUUCCUCUUUGGACUGCAGGGCCUCACUCUCUCCUCACACAUGUUUAUACAGAUCUUAUUAGAGACAAUUACGUCAAGGAAGACCAUGUAGAGAAAAACUUUGAUUUCCUUCCUGGAUUUCCUGAGCUAAGGGCUUGUGAUUUGCCUGAAAUGAUAAUAGAUGAUGAUAUAAAGGGACCAUUUGGAACAAUGUUACAUAAAAUGGGACUACAGUUACCAAGAGCAACUGCGGUUGCCAUAAACUCGUUUGAUACAGUACACAAACCUAUUGGGAAUGAGUUGAAAAGCAGGUUCAAAUUGCUACUAAAUGUUGGUCCAUUCAUCUUGACAACACCGCAAAGUAUGGUUCCUGAUGAACAUGGAUGCAUAGCAUGGUUGAACCAACAAGAAAAUUUGUCAGUAGUGUAUAUUAGCUUUGGAAGUAUAGUAGUACCCCCACCUCAUGAACUCACUGCAUUGGCAGAAGCUUUAGAAGAAUGCGGAUUUCCAUUUAUUUGGGCCUUUAGAGGUAAUCCAGAGUCAUUGCCAAAUGGGUUUGUGGAAAGAACAAAAACACAAGGAAAAAUUGUUGCAUGGGCUCCUCAAUUUGAAAUCCUUAAACACCCAUCAAUUGGUGUGUGUUUGACACAUUCUGGUUGGAAUUCAGUGUUGGAUUGCAUUGUUGGUGGUGUGCCAAUGAUUAGUAGACCAUUUUUUGGAGAUCAGAGAUUGAAUGCAAGAAUGUUAGAAGGUGUUUGGGAGAUUGGUUUGGGUCUUGACAAUGGUGUAUUGACUAAAGAAUCAACUAUGAAUGUUUUGAAAUCAACAAUGUCAACUGAGAAAGGGAAAAUAAUGCGCGACAAGAUUUUGAAACUCAAGGAAUCUGCAUUGGAAGCUGUUGAAACAAAUGGUACCUCUGCAAUUAAUUUCAAUACUUUGAUACAAAUUGUCACUAGUUAAGUCUAAUUUUUAAGAUAUCUAGUUACUUACUGUAUUUUUUUUUUUUUUUUCUUUCUUUUAAUCAUGUAGUUACUUAGCUUGUAUAUUCAUUUAUACAUGUUUUAAAAUAGCUUGAUGAAUAUGUACCAAAAUUGUCAACAAAA